This is a messenger RNA of Topomyia yanbarensis, 3012 nucleotides long. RefSeq names its product zinc finger protein 728-like. The record is from RefSeq and is a predicted model, not a curated record. Gene Ontology annotation, molecular function: DNA-binding transcription factor activity, RNA polymerase II-specific; RNA polymerase II cis-regulatory region sequence-specific DNA binding. Gene Ontology annotation, cellular component: nucleus. Lineage: Eukaryota; Metazoa; Arthropoda; Insecta; Diptera; Culicidae. Gene Ontology annotation, biological process: regulation of transcription by RNA polymerase II. The transcript is spliced from 4 exons. Bases 285 to 2339 code for a protein of 684 amino acids.
CGGUCGGUAAACGUAGAGCAAUCGUCCUCGUAAACAUUGGUUGGAGUGAAGUUGAAUUCAGUGAAAACGAGCUGUGUUUUGAAUAUAAUAAUAAUUAUUCUUCACGUCCAUUCAUUCGUGGAUUGUGCCAAAUGUAAAGGUACAUAUGAAUGAGAUUGAAUUCCUCCAGAAUCUGACGGAAACAGUUGCAAAUAAAGUAGUUUGAUAUAUUUUAUCAAUAAGGAUCACUUCAAUAUCAGUCAACACAGCGACUUAGAAUUUUUGUUCAGGUGCCCAGUUACAGCAUGAUCAUGGAACAACAAAAUACAACAUCUAAUGAGGAGAACAAACUAGAAGAACCCGGCGAUACCAAAACCUCUAUCCCGUUAAAGGUGUCCAGCUACAACAUGACUAUGGAGAAACAAAAUCCAAAAUCUGAUGAGGAGAUCAAACUGGAAGAACCAAUCGAAUUCAACACCUCUACCCCGUUAAAGGUAGAAGAAAUAGAAAUCAAACUGGAAGAACCCGUCGAAUUCAACACCUCUAUCCCGUUAAAGGUAGAAGAAAUAGAAAUCAAUACACUGACUGAACAAGAGUCCGGACAGUCGAUAUCAGAUGUCACUUGUUACAUCUGUGAGAGUUGCGGCAGAGAAUUCCCAUCUAUCUUCCUGCUUAACCAGCAUCGAUUGAAUCAUCCGUACAUAUGUGAUUUUUGCGGAAGAGAAUAUCGAUCGUUCGAACUUAUCAGAGAUCAUAUGAAAUAUCACAGGCAAAGAUCUAAAAAAUGUGACGCAUGUGGGAAGGCAUUUCCCACAAUUGGUCAGCUCAAUAAACAUAAGAAAAUUCACAUUGCUACUAAACCUUACAAUAGCUUCCCAGGUCCUUACAUAUGUGAUUUGUGCGGAAAAAGAUAUCGCAAGCUGAAUCAGAUCAGAGUCCACAUGCAAUCUCACAAGGAAAAAUCGCAAAAAUGUGACGUGUGUGGGAAGGCAUUUGUCGCGGUCAGUCAUCUAUUGAUACAUAAGAAAUUUCACUCGAAUGAUAGACCACACAUAUGUAACGUGUGUGGAAAGGCAUUUUAUAUACGCAGUACGCUGAAUAGGCAUACGGUUACUCACUCGAGUGAGAAACAAAUGAAAUGUAAAGUUUGUGACAAACUAUUCGCUACGUCCUGGAAUUUCGCGAUCCAGAAUGGUAUAGACAUGAACACGAAUGAAUUUUCUGACUGUAGCAAACAUGGGACCCUUCGCCUCAUUAGUACAGAAUGUGAUAUAUGUGGAAAAGAAUAUCGUAAGCUCAAAGAUCUAAACGUACAUAAGAAAAGCCACAAUGUAAGAUCGCACAAAUGCGACGUGUGUGAGAAAGCAUUCACCAGCAUCGGACCGCUCAAUCAACAUAAGAAAAUUCACUCGAAUGAAAAAUUAUAUGUAUGUGAAUUGUGUGGAAAGAGAUUUCGCAUCCAGAGGUUGCUCACAGCUCAUACGCUUAUUCAUACCAACGAGAAACCAUUCAAGUGUGAAGUGUGUGAAAAGUCCUUUUAUAUGCAGUAUCAACUCAAAUCCCAUAAGCGUGUGCACACAGAGCAACUGAAGUACGAAUGUGAAGUGUGUGGUAAGAACUUUGCGUUUUCACAUGGCUUGGAAAACCACUGGACUAUUCACACAGACGAAAAGCCGUACGCAUGUGAAAUAUGUGGAAAAAAGUUUCGCCUCAAAACUUCCCUAAAGAAUCACAUGUAUACUCACUCAAAAGAAAAACCGCACAAAUGUGACGUGUGUGGAAAAGGAUUUGGCCUCAAAAAUGACCUCAAAAUUCAUAUGUAUAUUCACACAAAUCAAAAACCGUUCAAAUGUGAAGUUUGUGGCGCAGAAUUUCGCCUGAAAAUUGUCCUGAAAAGACAUAUGAAUGUUCACGCAUAUCCAAACCCGCACAAAAACGAAGUAUGCGGAAAAGAAUUUCGCGAAAAUCAGGUUCUGCAAACCCAUAUUAGAAAUGGUCAUACGAACAAAACACCGCCCAAAUGUGAUGUAUGUGGAAAAGAAUUUCGCGACAAUAGUGCCCUCAAAAGGCACACCAUUGUUCACACGAAGGAAAAACCGUACAAAUGUGACGUUUGUGGGAAAAAGUUUCGUGAUAAGUACUUCCUCAAAACCCAUCUGUAUAUUCACACAAAUGAUGAACCGCACCAUUGUGAAGUAUGUGGUAAAAAAUUUUGUCGCGGGUAUCUCCUCAAAUCCCAUAUGUAUGUUCACACAAACGAGAAACCGUUCAAAUGUCAUGUGUGUGGAAAAGAAUAUCGCGUAAAAAGGAGUCUCAAGAAACACAGUUGUUCUAACAAUCGAAAAGAGGAACAAAUGUGAAGCUGGUGGAAGAGAAUGUUAUGAAAAGUACUUGAAAGCCAGUCUACAUAUUCACACGAAUGAAGAACCUCGCAAAUCUGAAGUGGGUUUAAAAUAAAUGCAAAAAUUGUGAGGAAUAAAGCCUAGACGUAUGAGGCAUACCGUAAAGAGUCCAACCAUAGAAUAAAUUUAAUUUAUUUUAGGCUUGGUGAAUACCGGCUUUCCAUGUCUCAUCAGUGUUUGUAUUUGUUAUCUGAUCACAAGGCCAUCUGCGAUUAAUUGUUCUACGUAUACAACUAUGAAGCGAAUGAGUAAAUGGACGAAGACAACAUUUGGGAUAAAUUUUUACGUUUCAUAACGCAGAAGCUAUCAUCAACUUAUCUCCACCAGUGUUCUGGUGGUUUUUUCGUUGAAACAUUCCUCCAGAUUUGCCAUGAAUAAUUCACAUAGAAAUGAAGAGAGCGGUCUGCCCAUUGCAGCGCCUUUAGUUUGUUUAUAGAAGACCCCAAAAUGAGAAAAAAAAUUUCUUCCAUGCAAAGGCGUGUGUUUCCUAAAGCUCUUUCUUUGCUUUUCCACGGAUUAUUACCGUUUUGCUAGUCACCAAUCGUCUAGAAGGGUAUUUUUUCUUGGGGGAAUUAGGCGGCAGCUUUUUGUAAUCUUUUUAAUAAAAUGCUAUUUAAUAGAGUAAGAAAAA